Molecule: messenger RNA, 2574 nt
Organism: Angiostrongylus costaricensis
Lineage: Eukaryota; Metazoa; Nematoda; Chromadorea; Rhabditida; Metastrongylidae
Source: the annotation of a GenBank genome assembly
GCUAUGUCGGAGCUGCAUUCGUUUUACAUAAAAUAUCGUCUGCUAUACGAGCACGAACUGGUCACUCAGCUCAUGAUACCGAUAUUGCAAGAUACUGAGAAUGAACCGAGCUCACGCAUUCAAUAUUUAAUGCUCAAUAUCCUGUUUGACGUUGCAAAAACAGUGUCAUUGCGAGAUGACGCGCGACUUUUCGAUUCAGUGAUGGGAAUUGUACGACAUUCCUUUACCGCGUCCAUUAUGCGCACCACAGUGGAAACAGCUAUAGAGGACGAAAAUGACGCGGAAUCUCGUCCACCUAUACCCUUGAGCUUCGAUAACCUUGAAGUGGUUGCACAAAGCUUAGGUGAACUGCUUUCUGAGAGGUGGCAAGCACUGAAUCUUAAUACGUUGAGUAUAAUCGUUAGCAUAAUGGUCGACCAUUUGCGUGCUCAGUACUUAGCUGGUUGGACUGGUGAACAAGGUUCUGAUGUCCGCCUACCGUUUCACGGUCUCGGUGAAGACUGGCCACGUGUGAACACCUUUAUCCGUUGUGCAGAUUCGUGUGUUCCGGAUACCGUAACGACUGGCUUUUCAUGGUCGUGCAUUUGUUCUGUGGUGGACGAAUUGGCUCAUGCGCUCAUCGGGAUAUAUCAGCGUGUUGAGUGCGGCAAUAUUGCAUCACAUAUUCAUGUUGAUGAUAGUCUGCUAGUGUGUGGACAAGUUGAUGAAAAACAGUUGAGAGGACAAAUUGCUAAGUUCUUGCCACCUAUAUUAUGUACAUUGUUGAACUACCCAUGUCGUCAAGAACAGAGAAAUACUGAACUCUGCCGAAUUCUUGUAGAGUGUGUGUUGCAGGAGAGUAUGGAGGCAGUAAUUGCUUGUGACUUGGCGAUACAAUUGGCGCCUGCUGCGAUGGCUGGAUUAGCUCUCGUGCUCACUGAGACGUUGUCUCAGAUGCAAUACAAUGCUGUGCGUGCGAUCCCUAUCAUGGAAUUACUUUCUGAUUCUGCGGAGAUUCCUGAAUUUUACAAGUUUUUUCAGGAAAAACAUUUUCGUUCUAUAAUCGACACCUUGGCGCCGUAUACAAACGUCCAUAAAUUCAACACAUUCAUCGUUGCUGCAAUACACCGCGUAAUGAUGCGAUGGUUUUACCGUGUUCCAGAGAAAAUGCGCUACCGCAUACAAAACCAUAUUGAAAAUGCGGUGCGAACAUCUCCAUUCUUGUCGGCUCUUGAUAUAUCUUCAGGUGUGAAUCGGCAGCCCAGUGGCGAUGGACGUCAGGUUCAUGGUGAAAUUUUGAAAGCGAUGUCAGUGUUUUUUCACAACAAAGAAAUUGAAGAUGAUUGGGGAGAUCCUAAGAUUCCCGAACGGUUGGCGGAAAGCACACAAGAACACUAUUUCGUUAACGACUCUAUCAUCACUGUAAGGACUUUCCUCGACUAUAGCAAAGACCGUGAAAGGGAAGAAGUGGCACAAUCAGAAACUGAUCCAUUUGGAGAAGUUUUUGCUUCAAGUGUCGAGCAAGUAGCUACAGCUGAGACAUCAUCUCAGGCAGCUACAAAUUUCAGUGAACAGCGACGGCGGCAUCAAUCUGCAAUUCAAGUACGUUGUCCAGCGAGCCAAAUGUCAGACGAAUGGGCACCUAGAAAAGCUUUAGAUGAUAUGUAUACGAUAGCGGGACCGCAUCAAAGGAACAAUGUUUGGAAAGUGCCGUGUGUUUCUUGGACUCAACUGAUAGUACGUCAUAUGUAUGGCAAAAACGGUUGGCUUGUGCGUUCAUUCGAGGAGUGGCCCGACGAUUUUGAAGAAGCCACCUCUAUCCGAAGGCCGGGUUCGAGUCUUCUACUACACUUUGCUGUUCAACCGGGUACUGUCCGCCUCGGUAGAAAGCCGAAUGAUGAGAUUUUGCAGCGAUCAUUGCGCAACUUGGACCGUAUUCCGGGAAUAGAGUAUCAUGCAGUGGGCGUAUUGUACGUGGGCGCACAGCAGGAGACCGAGGUGCAAAUUCUGGCCAAUGUUCACGGAUCGGAACGUUAUUCUCGAUUUUUGAAGCUUUUGGGUUCUCCUAUAGCUUUGGACAAACAUCCCGGUGGGCUGAUUCCGGAACACCAUGGAUCUUAUACAUAUGAGUAUCAGGAUGAGCUAAGCAAGAUAACGUUCCUCGUAGCAACCUUGAUGCCUUGUGCAGAGAAUGAUCCUAACUGUAAUAUGAAGAAAAAGCUUAUUGGCAAUAACUAUGUGUCGGUUGUGUUCAAUGAAAGCGGUGCUCCUUUCAAGCUCGGAUCUGUUUGUGGGCAGUUUGCACAUGUUGCAAUAGAGGUAAUACCUUACGAUGAAAGCACGGUUUUGCUUCAGCUGCAUGCCAAACAAGAAAUAUCGUGUUGGUUAGCAACCCGUCGAGCACUCCUCAGUGACAAAUGUGCUGUUAGAUUGUUGCGAAAAAUGAUAGUUCGAACGCAACUGUCCGUAAACGUUUGGCGAAGUGUGCAAGACAACGAUGAUCAGCCGUACAUUUCGUCUGCUGUGGAUCGCCUGAGAAGAAUUAUCGCAAUUCGAGAAAAAUGCGCGUUUAUACACCCUUUGAAAGAGACGUAG